AUGGCUCACAAAGUGUUCCUACUUGUCUGUGCACUGAUCCAGCUCUCAACUGCCGCGGUUGAAGUACCCGGCAAGCUGGUUAAAAGUUCAUCGGAUGGACCUUUUGUAGCAUUUGCAGCAGCUACGGAACCAACCUGCGAUGGAGUCAGCGUUUAUACCACAUGUAAGGACUGUAAUAACGUGCUAGUUUGCUUGGGUUCAACACAAAGCACGAAGAACUGCACUGCGGCGACUCCAUCCACUCCUUUCUGCGUCAACGGUGCAUGUUCUGCGACAUAUGACAGCGUUGCAGGAUGUACUCCUUCUGGAGUAGCUUGUACCGGAGUUGGAUUCUACCCAGACGCAAAAAAUUGUCAGAUCUACCACUACUGCGAAGGUGUUGAUGAGGAAUCUUCUGUGUACGAGUGCCCGCCAAACUAUGUGUACAAUGCGGAAACCACUCUGUGUAAGCAGAAGAUCUACGCCACGGAUUGCGUAACGGUGAAAUGUGAUGAGAACAAAAUUUUCGUCAGCUAUGGCACUAGCAAGAAAUAUUACGCCUUCUGUCAGUUCGAAAACAAUGUUGCCACGAGCAUUCAGUUGCUCAAGUGUCCGGAUAACUGCAACUUUGAUGGAAACAGCUGCGUGUUCAAAUGUCCAGGAACCGGUAACUACGCGCAUGCGGAUCCAGUCAAGUACUACCAGUGCUACUACUCCGGAGCGGUGCUAACAUUCAUGACACAGAGUUGCCCCACUGGAAAGAACUACGACAAGGACUUGCGAGUGUGUGUCACACCAAAAACGACAGCUGCUGCACCAACGAUCAUUGAAUAA
Aedes aegypti (yellow fever mosquito) is the source of this 813-nucleotide messenger RNA. RefSeq lists its product as uncharacterized. Gene Ontology annotation, cellular component: extracellular region. Gene Ontology annotation, molecular function: chitin binding. The coding region runs from base 1 to 813 and encodes 270 amino acids. NCBI's taxonomy places the organism in Eukaryota, Metazoa, Arthropoda, Insecta, Diptera, Culicidae. The transcript has a single exon. The record is from RefSeq and is a predicted model, not a curated record.